AUGGGGAAGAACGAGAAGACGGCUCUAGGUCGAGCCCUUGUGAAGCACCACAACCAUGUGAUCCAGGAAACAAAGGAAAAAGGGAAAUACUAUAAGAAUCAAAACAAGAAGGUUUUGGAAUCGGUGACGGAGGUUAGCGACAUCGACGCCAUCAUCGAGAACGCCGAAGAAGCUGAGCGGCUUUUCGCGAUUCAUCACGAGUCCGCCACGCCUGUGCCUAUCAAUAUGGACACAGGUUCGAGCUCAAGUGGUAUAACUGCUCAAGAGUGGAAGCAGCAACGGAAGAGAGAGGAGGCUUUACAUGCUAGUAGCCUUCAAGUGCCUCGAAGACCUCAUUGGACACCUAAAAUGAAUGUGGAACAACUUGAUGUUAAUGAGAAACAAGCUUUUCUCACUUGGCGCCGGAAACUUGCGAGCCUCGAGGAAAACGAAAAGCUUGUGUUGACACCAUUCGAGAAGAACCUUGACAUAUGGAGACAACUUUGGCGAGUGCUUGAACGAAGUGAUUUGAUUGUUAUGGUUGUUGAUGCUAGAGAUCCUCUGUUUUACCGUUGCCCUGAUCUUGAGGCAUAUGCACGAGAGAUCGAUGAGCACAAAAAAACAAUGCUUUUGGUAAACAAGGCAGAUCUUUUACCUUCUCAUGUCAGGGAGAAAUGGGCGGAAUACUUCUCCCGGAACAGUAUUCUGUUUGUCUUCUGGUCAGCCAAAGCUGCUACAGCUACCUUAGAAGGUAAACCUCUGAAAGAACAGUGGAGAGCACCUGAUACCUCUCAGAAGACAGAUGAUCCAGCUGUUAAAGUAUAUGGAAGGGACGAGCUUUUAGACCGACUGAAAUUCGAAGCUCAAGAGAUAGUAAAAGCGAGGAAAUCUAGAGGAGAAUCCACGGAAACUUCUUCCGACUCUCACCGAGAACGUGUUGUGGUUGGCUUUGUUGGCUACCCAAAUGUUGGAAAGAGUUCGACAAUCAACGCACUCGUAGGUCAGAAGCGAACAGGCGUUACAUCAACCCCAGGGAAAACGAAGCAUUUCCAGACAUUGAUCAUCUCUGAGGAGCUGAUGCUUUGCGAUUGCCCCGGUUUAGUCUUCCCUUCGUUCUCAAGCUCGAGGUACGAUAUGAUUGCCUGUGGAGUGCUUCCGAUAGAUCGGAUGACGGAGCACCGUGAAGCUGUUAAAGUUGUGGCCGAGCGUGUUCCUCGGCAGGCGAUUGAGGAAGUGUACAACAUCUCUCUGCCUAAACCUAAAGCCUACGAGGCUCAGUUCCGUCCACCUCUUGCCUCGGAGCUUCUGAAAACUUACUGCUUGUCUCGUGGCUACGUCGCCGCUAGUGGACUACCUGAUGAGACAAAGGCAGCUAGGCAGAUUCUGAAAGAUUACAUUGAAGGCAAGCUUCCACAUUUUGCAAUGCCUCCUCGAGAUGAUGAAAAUGAGACGGCGGGAGACGAAACAGGAGAAGGUGAAGAAGGUCCUAGUCGUGGUCAAGUUCUGGAGGAUCUGAGCUCGUUUGAUCUUGAAAAUGGGAUUGGAGCUUCGAAGAAGAAACAAGUGGAGUCGCAUAAACAGCACAAGAAGCCAUAG
Molecule: messenger RNA, 1575 nt
Organism: Microthlaspi erraticum
Lineage: Eukaryota; Viridiplantae; Streptophyta; Magnoliopsida; Brassicales; Brassicaceae
Source: the annotation of a GenBank genome assembly